AUGAUCAAGGAAUUGCCUGACACAGCCCUUGAAUGUUUGUUGGUGCUAUUUAACUGUAUAUGGCUCUCGGAUUCGCUGCCUGAGGAUUGGCUCCAUUACCAAGUGGUUUUCAUCGACAAGCCUGAAAAAGAGAAGGUUCGUCCGAUAUCCCUAUCGUCUUGUGUCGGCAAGCUGUGUGAACGCAUGAUAAACGAGCGUCUCAUAUGGUGGGCGGAAAGUGCACACAAAUUUAAUCCAUCUCAGAACGGUUUCCGCAGGGGAAAGUCGUGCGCUGACAAUCUAGUUAAGAUUGUGUCGGAUAUCCGUGCUUCUAUAUCCUCGGGUGAGUACACACUGGCUGCGUUUCUCGACGUGUCGGGUGCUUACGAUAACGUCGAGUUCUGCACUAUGAUUGAGACUCUUAUUGCGCUUGAAUGUCCCGCGGGCAUGGGCGCCGUACUCAGUCCUGCUCUGUACUCACUUUACACGGGGAGAGUAUGCACUGACUUACCGGAGGGUGUACAAUCAUGUGAGUUUGCUGACGACAUUGGACUUGGACUUUACGUGUGCGGUCCCAACAGACAACGUAAUCGGGAUCUACUCCAACUGGCGGUGAACUUGGUUGCUGAAAGACUAUGCCGUAUCGGACUUGACUUAGAACCGCAGAAAACCGUCAUUGUGGAAUUUAAUAAAUAUGGCCUGUACAAUGAGAACCAGAGUAUGGUGAUUCAGGGAUGCGAGGUGUUCUACAGUCGGGAAUCGAAGUUUCUGGGUAUCUGGAUAGAUAACGGAUUGAAAUUUUCCCAUCAGAUCCAGGAAGUUUGGAGUAAGGUCGACAGAGCGAAUGCGGUCAUUCAAUAUUUAUGUAGAAUCUCUAAAGGCCUAGAAGUUAAUACGGCUUUGAUGUUGUACAAGAGCUUGGUUUGUUCGAUUACAGAUUAUGGCAGUUUCGUUUAUCACCCCAGGGAUGCCAACUCAGUUCUCAAGCUAGAAAGGACGCAAUAUAAAGGCAUUAGGACGGCCUUGGGAUACCGUAAUAGCACUCCGAAUAAUGUUAUCGUGGCGGAGGCAAAGGUCAGACUGUUGACAGAUCGUGCGGAGAUGCUCGCCAGGAAUUAUUUAUAUAAAGCUAUGGCUCACAAUUUGGACGGUGUAUGCGACAGAAUCCAGAGGGCUUACGACUCUGAAUUGCGGGUGCGCUACCGUCAACCAACAUACUUAAUGUCCCUUAUGUCUAGAGUGUGGAGGAGAUGCGCUCCUGUCAGAACACUUAUUGGUCCACAGAGAAUUCACGAAACGUUUUGGGAAGAAUUCGAGGCGCAUGAUUAUGUUCCUGUGGUCGAUUUUACUAUUGGACUUUUGAGGAAGGGUAACAGUGAAUAUUCAGAUGCUUCUAUGAUAGAAGACAUUAUUGAGAAAUACCAGCUGAGCAAUGAGGCGGAGAUUGUAUUUACGGACGGAUCGCAUGGCCCCGACUGGCAAGCUACGGGUGAUAGUAUCGUUAUAGACGGGCAGGAUACCGCCUAUAAAAUCAGUAUGUCUAAGGUCUGCUCGUCAUAUACUGCGGAGAUUUUCGCUAUUAAUGCGGCGCUGAAACUCGUGAAGACAUCACGAGAGACAAGAAAUAACCACAUUGUUAUUAUGUCAGACUGUAAAUCGGCUCUUUCUGCAGUUCAAAACAAUCUUAUUUCAGUUCACAAAAGCAAAUACGCGGUGGAGACUAGAUUGCUCAUUUACUCACUCGAAAGAGAGCGCAAUAUGAAGAUUGUACUUGUGUGGAUUCCCGCCCACGUCGGUAUCGCUGGGAAUGAGCUGGCCGAUGGUCUAGCUAAGGAAGCGGCGCAGGAACCCCCAGAUGAGAGCAUCGAGGUCCCGACGGGGGAUCUUAUGGCAAUGGCAAGGGAGGAAACUUGGCAGGCUACUCAGGCUUCUAUCAAACGAGAUUCCGUCUUCAAGGGCAAACUUUAUUUUUCAAAGUUCUAUGAUGAAGAGGCCCGCAAGCCGUGGUUCAGUGGAAUUAAUGCCGAAAGAUACUACGUAACGCUUAUUAAUAGGAUUAGAGCGGAUCAUUAUAAUCUGGGAUCUUCGCUCUUCAGGAAGAACUAUAUUGAUACGCCACGAUGUGAAUGCGGAUAUGAACGUGAGGACUUGAUGCAUGUUAUUCUACGGUGUCACAAGUACGAUGAUCUUAGGAUCAAGUUGGAUGAGGAUCUUAGAGCCGUGGGUUACCUUGCGGAAAUUAAUGUCUAUAAAUCUAAUGGUCUGAAGCUUAAUCCGGCUAAAUCGAAGGCAAUGAUCUAUGGUAGUAAUGCUUAUGUGAGGAAUAUCGACCUUAGCCUUCUACCUCCCAUUAUAGUAAACCAGGUUCCCAUUCCAUUUGUUAGCGAAGUGAGGAACUUAGGGGUGGUUUUUACGCCUACUCUGUCCUGGAAAAAGCACAUUUCACACGUAUCGCAGAAAGUGCACUAUGCGUUAUACAGAUUGAAAUUUAACAGAAACUCUCUUUCCACCGAAUUAAGAAUUAAGUUAGUAACGACGUUGAUUACACUUCACGUGGACUACUGCUGCCUCGUCUACGACGGUUUGAGCCAUGAGUUAAAUAUGAAGUUGCAGAGACUU
This is a messenger RNA of Temnothorax curvispinosus, 2598 nucleotides long. RefSeq lists its product as uncharacterized. Lineage: Eukaryota; Metazoa; Arthropoda; Insecta; Hymenoptera; Formicidae. The transcript is spliced from 3 exons. Gene Ontology annotation, molecular function: RNA-DNA hybrid ribonuclease activity; nucleic acid binding. The annotation marks the transcript as partial. The record is from RefSeq and is a predicted model, not a curated record.